Rhodamnia argentea is the source of this 2047-nucleotide messenger RNA. RefSeq names its product nudix hydrolase 8-like. The record is from RefSeq and is a predicted model, not a curated record. The transcript has 9 exons. Gene Ontology annotation, molecular function: NADH pyrophosphatase activity; NAD binding; ADP-ribose diphosphatase activity. Bases 694 to 1770 code for a protein of 358 amino acids. Lineage: Eukaryota; Viridiplantae; Streptophyta; Magnoliopsida; Myrtales; Myrtaceae.
CAGUAACAUUUGCAUAACCCGGCGCUAUCCUAAUCCUCGAUUUCUCCCCUGCUCGUAGUUGUCGCUGUUCGUCGUCGAAGUCGCUGAGAGCGAGAGCGAAAACCAUGUUCCUAAUCUUUGCUCUUGACGACCCUUUUUGUUGGGUUUUUAAAUCUGUGGAUGUUACAUUGACUCCCCGUGAUUUUCUUGAUUCGCUUGCUGCGCAUGAGAGAAAUGGGAGAUCUUUUGCUCCUCUUGCGUUUUCCCCGCGGAAAAGGCGUUGGUUCCCACCACUCUUUGUCCUCGUCCGGCACCACCCGUUUUGCACCACAAGUUUGUCAAAAUGCCCGCGACAAAAUUGAAUCUUUGCUUAGGGAUAGUGAAAAAUGCACGCACCACCCAGAUAUUUUAAAGUGUUUUUACACGCUUGCGAGUCCUUUGCGAUUUCUCUUAAUUCGUAGUCUUUCACUGGGUAAUGCGUUAUCGAGUUUUCCCCUUAGUUCAUACCGAUUGGCAUCGCUUCCAAGACUCCCUUGUUUUGGUUUUUUUUGUCUAUCUUGUUCCGAAAUUUCUAUAUCUGUCGCAGAGCUCUGUGUAUCUUUGAAAUAAGGUACUAUAUAAGGAUAGAUUUAAGGUAAGAUUGGUGUUCUGGGGUGGUGGUGGUAAUUAUCAAAAGGGUGAGUUGGUGUGGGGUGACAAUUGGGAGCUGUUAUUAUGGAGCUGAAACUGUUGGAGGCGAAGUCUCUGUUUACAUCUGAAGCUAGCCACAUUGAAAAUAUAUUAUGCUCCCGCUCAUUCUCAAACUUCCAGGCCUCUUGUUGCGGAGGUGCUUUAGUUAAGGCUUCUUAUUCAAGCAUGUCAAGGGAUACAUAUCUGCCAGUCAGAGCUGUAGGUUCGGUUGCUCAGGAUAAACUUGCCACAGAAACCUAUUCAAUUCACAUCAACGGACUAAAACCUGCUUCUAGUCCUUAUUCCUGUGAGUUGAGAGUACUUGAUGCCUAUGAUGAUGAGUAUGGAGGAGCUCUCAUUGAUCCAGAUAAAUUACCAACUGAAGCAAAUCUAUUUGCUUCGAUGCUUCGUUUAUCCCUUAGUCGGUGGAAAAUAGAGGGAAAGAAGGGAAUUUGGCUCAAGUUACCAUCGGAGUUGUCUGAGUUUGUUCCCAUAGCAGUUAAGGAAGGUUUUCAAUACCAUCAUGCUGAAAAAGGGUAUGUCAUGCUGACAUACUGGAUUCCCGAUGGGCCUUGCAUGCUUCCUGCUAAUGCUUCUCAUCAAGUAGGAGUUGGAGGUUUCGUUAUCAAUGACGAAAAUGAGGUUCUCGUAGUGCGAGAGAAGUACUGUCCUUCAACAUGCCUCGACCUCUGGAAGUUACUGACUGGAUUUAUUCAUGAGUCGGAGGAGAUUUUUGCCGGUGCUGUCAGAGAAGUCAAGGAGGAAACAGUGAUUGAGACAGAGUUUAUGGAAGUGAUAGCAUUCAGGCAUGUUCACAAUGUGGCCUUUCAAAAGUCAGACUUGUUUUUUAUCUGCAUGCUAAAACCACUAUCGACCCAGAUCGUUGUUGAUGAUCUUGAGAUUGAAGCAGCCAAGUGGAUGCCGCUGGAAGAGUUCGUCAAGCAGCCACUCAUCCAAGGCGAUUCUAUGUUCAAGAAAAUCAUCGACAUCUGCAUCGCUCGGCUUGGGCAACGUUACUGCGGUCUAUCGGCUCAACAAGUAAUUUCCAAGUUCGACGGCAAGCAAUCCUCCCUGUACUAUAAUGUCGUCAACUCUCGAGAUUCAAACUGCCAGGCAAGCUGAAGCCUCUGUGGGUUUUUUUGAAUAUGAGCUUCAUUGCCAUCCCCAGCAGUCAUGGUCCUGAAUGUCGCAGCAACGGGCAAGAUGAACAUGUAAUUUCAGAGGUCUUCCUGGGUCUGGGUAAUUCUCGUAACACAGAGAAUGUGAUGAGCAUUGUAAUUUGUAUAUACAAGGCCGUCGGUGUAUAUUCCACUUAGUUGUGCUAGAUUUUUGUUUCCAUAUAUGUUUUUGGUCUGAAUACACGAGAAGAUGAAUGAAGUGAAAGUGAUUGUCCUACAAA